CUCGUCCCCUCAGAGCGCGGCUGGGCCGGCCCUCGCACAGCACCGCGGGUCCUGCGGCCUCCUCCCGAACAAAAGGGCUUAGGGACAGAACACCGUUUGGUUAAAAAGGCUUUGGAAAGCGAGGGCAGGCGGUCUCGGUUGUGAAUAUUUUCUGAUUUUUCCAGAAAUCAAGCAGAAGAUUGAGCUGCUGAUGUCAGUUAACUCUGAGAAGUCGUCCUCUUCAGAAAGGCCAGAGCCUCAACAGAAAGCUCCCUCUGCACCUCCGCCUCCGCCGCCGCCCCCACCUCCGCCCCUGCCGGAGCCCACCCCACCAGAGCCAGAGGAGGAGAUUUUAGGGUCUGACGAUGAGGAGCAAGAGGAUCCCGCAGAUUACUGUAAAGGAGGCUAUCAUCCAGUGAAAAUCGGCGACCUUUUCAAUGGCCGGUAUCAUGUCAUUAGGAAGUUAGGAUGGGGACACUUCUCUACAGUCUGGCUAUGCUGGGAUAUGCAGGGGAAAAGGUUUGUUGCAAUGAAAGUUGUAAAAAGUGCCCAGCAUUAUACAGAGACAGCCUUGGAUGAAAUAAAGUUGCUCAAAUGUGUUCGAGAAAGUGACCCUAAUGAUCCCAACAAGGACAUGGUUGUACAGCUCAUUGAUGACUUCAAAAUUUCUGGAAUGAAUGGUAUUCAUGUCUGUAUGGUCUUUGAAGUACUUGGACAUCAUCUCCUAAAAUGGAUAAUCAAAUCCAAUUAUCAAGGCCUUCCAAUCCGCUGUGUAAAAAGUAUAAUUCGUCAG
Molecule: messenger RNA, 772 nt
Organism: Mesitornis unicolor (brown roatelo)
Lineage: Eukaryota; Metazoa; Chordata; Aves; Mesitornithiformes; Mesitornithidae
Product: SRSF protein kinase 2
Exons: 6
Biological process (GO): spliceosomal complex assembly; protein phosphorylation; regulation of mRNA processing
Molecular function (GO): ATP binding; protein kinase activity
Source: RefSeq, a predicted model, not a curated record